UCCAAAUCCAUUCCAUCAGCAUUCAGCAGUUUCUUCACAUCAAAUUAAAUCAAUCAUCCAUCAGUUUCAUUUUUGUUUUGUGCGAAUAAAGCUUUCGCUUUUGUGAUCAUAUUGUUUGCAAAAUCCAAGUAAAACGACAUGGCUGCUCCUCCUCGAGAAACAAUACAAAAACAAAUCCAACAAGACUGGGCAAAUAGAGAAUACAUUGAAGUUAUUACAGGAAGCAUCAAGAAGAUUACAGAUUUUCUAAAUUCUUUCGACAUGUCAUGCCGAUCCCGACUUGCUACACUGAAUGAGAAGCUGACAUCACUGGAAAGAAAGAUUGACUAUUUGGAGGCUUGUGUAACUAAAGGGGAGACUCUCACAUAGUAAUUACAGUAACUUUUUAUUUCUUACUUUAUUUGACCAUCAUUAUUUAAAUGUACGCCAAAAACAAGUUUAGGAGCCCACACUAAUAUUUGAUACUAUAAUCAAACAUAUAUUCAAUCAAUUUAUCAAUAUUUAAUACUUCAUAAUGGUUAGUUGAUGAAUAUUUAAUGUAAGUUCAUAUAUCUUCAUAAUCAUAACAUUAAAAGAUCACUAAUUAAACUUGAUCUUUCAAAAUAAAGUAAAACUCCUUGAUGGCAUUUUUGUAUGUAUUAGAAAUUAAAUAUAUGUAAUAAUGACUCAUUUUGUAAUUGGUUCCGGGUUGGAAAAAAAUACUAAAUAUUGUGACUCAAUCUCAAGUAUUUUUUUUUUGUAUGAAUUUUCUGAUAUUUACAUAUUAUUGGAAUCCAAAAUCAAUAGUAAUCUUAUUUAAAUAUAAAUUUAAAAAAUAAGAAGUAUAAAAUAUUAUUGAAAAUCGAGCCUUAGUCGCUAAUAGAGUAAGGAAACUAAAAAAAUUGAGCACCUGAUGAAAAUGUUGAUAGUACAUGAAUAAAAUAGAGAAAUUAUUUAUUGGUCUGUAUUAACUUGUUUUAAUUACUUCUAUUUUGUUGCCAAAUGUCCAAGUAACUUUUACUUAUUAGUAAAAAAAAAGUUUAUCUUCUGAGGGCGAAAGUUGGCAGUUGGCGAGGGUUGGCAUUUCACAUCUGAUUAACGAAUCGACUCGCAGUGAGACGUAGCGAACCAAUCACAAAGCGGAAUAGUGUCGUAACGACAACCACACCGCUAUGCGAUUGGUUAGUUGCGUCACACUGCGAAUCGACUCGAUGUGAUAUUUCUGAUGUUGGGCUCCAAAAUAUGUUUUAAAGUGAGGAAUUGAGGGGGAAUCAAUAAAUGUACUGCACAAACUUGGUUUAUUGAUGUAAUUAAAAUGCUUUUUAUUUAUUUUUAUAUAUUUAUCUAAUUUUUUUACACUUUUAGGUUAUUAUAUAUUUUUACACAAAAUUGCCCUGUUGUUCAAAACAAAGAUAUAGCAUAUUUUAAAGUAUGUUUCGUCACUAUCGCACUUUACAAAAUUUGGCAUUGACAGAACGAGACAAACAUAGGCAAUUUAGCUUAUAGUAUGCUUCAUCUUUUUAAGAAGAACAGGGUUAUAUUAUAAAAAUUAAUUGAUCAACAAUAUACUACUUAGGUUACUCGAUAAUAACGACAUACGUUCAUGUUAUUUUGUAAGUGAAUUACUCCUAAAUUAAGACUUUGUAUUAGUAUCAUGUAAGCAUUUAAUUAGAAUUUAAUAAUAUACAAUUCUAUUAUA
Plodia interpunctella (Indianmeal moth) is the source of this 1678-nucleotide messenger RNA. It is a transcript of the gene HSPC300, whose product is annotated as Haematopoietic stem/progenitor cell protein 300. Lineage: Eukaryota; Metazoa; Arthropoda; Insecta; Lepidoptera; Pyralidae. The transcript has 3 exons. Gene Ontology annotation, cellular component: SCAR complex. Bases 139 to 369 code for a protein of 76 amino acids. Gene Ontology annotation, biological process: cell motility; regulation of actin polymerization or depolymerization; actin filament organization. Gene Ontology annotation, molecular function: protein-containing complex binding. The record is from RefSeq and is a predicted model, not a curated record.